Phaedon cochleariae (mustard beetle) is the source of this 4029-nucleotide messenger RNA. NCBI's taxonomy places the organism in Eukaryota, Metazoa, Arthropoda, Insecta, Coleoptera, Chrysomelidae. The record is from the annotation of a GenBank genome assembly.
CACAAAUUCAUCUUCAUCUGUCGAGUGUCAAACUAUUCAAAGUUGUUGUUUAUUGUUAAAAGAAAAACAAAAACAAAUUUCAUAUCAUCUAUUCUCUAUUUCUAUUUUUGGACUCUUUUCCAUUCAUAAGCAUGAUUCAUAAAUUGAUAUAACUUCAGGUCGAGAACUAUCAAAACCGUGUCCAAACCACUUCCAAACUAUCAUCCUGACCAGGAUUAUAUAUUUCCAACUGAAAAAUCUGGUUUUUCUAGCAAGGAUUUGAUAAGGGACUAGAAAGAAGUCUGGAGAUGACUCGUUUUGCCCUCAGAGUAAAAAUGAAGAGUGGACACCAAGUUGUAAAUAAUUUAUCACAUGAUAGCACUAUUGAAGAUCUGAAGCAAACUCUUUCAAGUUUGUCAAAUAUCCCUAUCAACAAAUUGUGUGUUCUAUCUGGAUUUCCUCCUAAAGUAUUAGACAUUACCAAAGAUAAUUUGAAUCUGAGCAGUUGUGGAUUGUCUUCUGGUGAUACUCUAAUUCUUGAAGAAAAAACUGUUUCUGAUAGUGAAGAAAAAGCAAAAACAGCUUCUACUCUAGGCUCCAGAGAUAAUGCAGAUGUACAGCAACAUAUAGAAAGUCCAGGAAUACUGAUGAAAUUUGUUGUUCCAGCAGAUAAUUCUUGUUUAUUCACCAGUAUCAAUUUUGUUUUGAAUGGAAAAGUAGAUGAAUCAGGGACAUUUGGACCAUAUAUGAGAAAGCUAGUAGCAGAAACUAUAAAAGGUGAUAAGCACAGCUAUGAUGAAGCCAUUCUAGGCAAACCAGUUGAUGAGUAUUGUGCAUGGAUUCAAGCUGACACAUCCUGGGGAGGAGCAAUUGAACUAGCAAUUUUGGCAAACUACUAUGGAAUUGAAAUUGCAGUUGUUGACACAAUUAAUGCCAUAAUUAAUAAAUUUGGAGAGGACCAGAACUAUGCUCUGAGAGUAUUUUUAUUGUUUGAUGGUAUUCACUAUGACCCCCUGUUUAUGGAACCAUUUGAUGGAGGUAAGAUCCAAACAAUUUUUCCUACUGAAGAUGAGAGAAUAUUGAGAGAUGCAGAACAGCUUGCUUAUGAAGCAAAAUCUAGUAGACAGUUCACGGACGUCGACAAAUUUACAUUGAAAUGUAUGGUGUGUAACAUCUUGCUGAAAGGGCAGGUAGCAGCUCAAGAACAUGCACAUAGUAGUGGACAUGCAAAUUUUGGGGAAGUGUAGUAGUAGUAGUGGUAUGUCAUCAAUAAAAAUAUUGGUUACAAAUCCAUGACAGCUGAUGCUCGAAAUUAGGAUUAUGAUGAAUUUGAAUUGUUUGGUAUUGAAGUGCUUUUUUUGUUGAACAAGUUUCAUAGUAGUAUAAUAUGGUAUAACAGUGAAUCAACUUUGUUUCUCUCUAAUGGGACCUUGGAACCCUGAGAGAUAGGAACAUAAUUAAAUUGGAACACAGUUAAAUUUCUUAUCAAUCUGUUUUUAUCUUUUCUGGCCGUAUUUAAUGUGAUAUAAUGGUACUGCCAUUUUUUGUAGAAGAAGAAGAAGUUGCUUCAAAAAAGCGGCCAAAUAGGAGGCGAUUUUUUCGGAAAGUCUCGGAAAUAACCGAAAUUAUGUAGAUUCCUCGACGGCAAAUAUUUGACUACUAAAUUAUGUGCAACUUUGCCCCAAUUAGGGGAUCCUAAGAAUGAUUGUGAUUAAAACAAAUUUGUUUCACCUAUUAUAGGUAGAUACGUAAUAUUAUAGAGGCGGCACAAAUUAUUUGCACUUGAUGAAAACCUGCUUCAAUAAAAAUCUUUCAUGAACGCAACUGUUUCACUGCUGAUUCACAUAGUAUAUAUAUUUUUAUCAAUAUGAGGUGCAUGGUGCUUAAUGAUUUCGGAUAGCUGUGAGCUGGAUCAGUUCCAGGUAAAUAUACAAUAUAAAAAGCUCAUAGUGGGUAUAACAAUUUUUAUCUUCGACUUUUUGCUCAGUAGUGAACUAACCUUUUACCGAGCCUAAUUAGUCCAAGAACAACAUUACAAUGUUGAAAACCGUUCGGAGAGCGUCCGCGGCCGGUCGCAACCGGUGUAUAUAUGAACCCAGCAAACACAUCUGUUUAUAUUUACACAACUGUUAUAUAACAUCAACGGAACUUUUUUAUAUAAAAUAUUCACGUGAUUAUUCCAUAAUAAUUCUGAAAUAUGUAAACCUCGUAUUUAUAUAAAAUAUUUACGUAAAUAUUCCAUAACAAUUCUAAAAUAUGUGAACCCCAUUUUUAUAUAAGAAUUUAAUGUAACUAUGAUGUAACUGAUAUGUGAAAAUUUGCUGUCAAUAUAAAAGCUUCUAUAUUAUAUAAUAGGGGAGAGCAACUACAUUAUCAUACACCAAUCUUCAGACGUACGUGCGUGGCGUAGUUGCUUGAGCUUCAGAGCUAGCUCCAGACCUAGCGACCCGGGCUCAAUGCCUUCGACUUUUUUCAUUCUGUUUUCUCGAGUGGUUUUCCGAAAAAUUUUCUUUUUAGAAAGACGGUUUGUUAAGGACUAGCGAGAGGUUAGUUUGUUUAUAAAAAGUAGUCUUCUUCCUUAUGCAGAAUUAACACAGCCGGAGCCCAAGCGGGGAUUUAGGGAUUUACUCGAGCGCGUCACAUCAAGACAUGGUACGUUAAUUACAUGCAGAAAUGUGUACCUUUCAAUAAUCUGACGAUUUUAGCGUGACAUAAGGAAAUGGGAGAGCCACAAAGUUGCAGAAAAAAAUCGUCACUUGUACAUUCUCGAGCGCGGUUAAUUUUUUUCUUAUUUUGAAGGCAAUCAGUCACGGAUCACGGAAAUAUCAUAACCUGCCAAUUUGCACAAGCCCAAGUAGCGAAAAUCAUCAAUUAAGUGUGGUGCUUGCAGCCACUGGGAACUAUGUAUGUAAUUGUGGUAACGUAGGAAACUGAAAAAAUGUAUCACUUCGAAUAUUGUUAUCAAUGCUGUACAUUGUCAGCUCAUAGGAAGGAAUCUGAAAAUGCAAUAAAAUACAAGGUGUGCUAUAAGAAAAAUAAUAAGUUUGAUACGCCACGCAUUUUUAGUUACCCUGUAUAACGCAAAAUAUUUCAGAAAUGCACUGCUCAUGAGACUAGACCAUCUCAAGAAUUUUUGUUCAUCUAUCUCAAACAGCAAAGCCGUUAUCUCACUUUGGCACACUAGUGGUCCACCCUGUAUGUCUAGAUGAGCCUUAUUCCAUCUCAAAAUUGUGAAUUCUUCGAGCUGUUGAAGUCCUGCUACAAAAAACUGACCCACCCUGUAUAGUUUAUAUUUUAGUUAUUAAAUACGCGGGAGACGGCUUUUCACGCACGUGUUUUUAACGCAUUCAUUGCGGGUGCCCGGCGUUCCCGUCUACGUAUAUUGGUACGUAUCGUAUAAACAUGUCUCAACAGGAUUUAACGAUUGUGGGUGCGGUUUUCAUUUUAUUCAAUAUUUCAAUAUCCAAGUAGUAGCUGCAUCAGUUGGUUGGUUUUUAUUUGUUUCAAGUGAAUUUAAACCACGAUGGUUCGAAAAUACCUCAAUGACGAUCAAAUUGAAGAGUUGUUGUAUGCUGAAAGGAACUAAAUUCUGCUUUGCGCCUUGUGAUGUUCCGCUGUGUAUCAUAAAAUGUUUUGAAAGGUAUCACACUGUCAAAAAUCAUUAAAUUCCAUUUCAUAUAUGGAAAUAUUUUCAAUUCAUUAUAAAUAUAAGCUAGGUAUCGCAUUAUAACAUUUCAUUUUAAAAAAGUCUAUUGAAAUAGAAGUUAUUUUGGGUUGAAAUAUGUAAAAAAAUCGCAUUCACAAGUUAUCCUGUGGUUGCGGGAGACAGGUGUACACGUCCGUACCUGACUUGCGUAUACCGGGAGACGGGCGUUCCCGCAACGCUAAAUUUUCCCCGUUUUGAGAGCACGACUAUCAAAAUUUUACCCGCAAUGAAAGGGUUAAGGUAAUUCCUCUACAUAAUUGUCAGAUUAUGGGUCAAUACGACAAGGACAUCAAAAUGAAACGUCUGUAUAAUAAUCUGACGCGCUCGAGUAUUUCAAGGUCACG